Quercus lobata is the source of this 1233-nucleotide messenger RNA. RefSeq lists its product as uncharacterized. The transcript has 4 exons. Bases 1 to 1233 code for a protein of 410 amino acids. The record is from RefSeq and is a predicted model, not a curated record. NCBI's taxonomy places the organism in Eukaryota, Viridiplantae, Streptophyta, Magnoliopsida, Fagales, Fagaceae.
AUGCAUACAGCUGGGGGUGUCAUUCUGAUGUGGGAUAUAAGGGUUUUUGAGAGAGUAGAUUCAGUGGUUGGAAGUUUUUCAAUUUCAAUUUUGUUGAAGGGAGUGUCAGAUGGCUUUGAAUGGAUUUGUUCAGGUGAGUAUGGACCAACUGACGGAAGUCUUAGGGAUGCAAUGUGGGCAGAAUUAGAUUUAGUGACAUCACAGUGGGCUGGGGCUUGGUGCUUGUUUGGUGAUUUCAAUGUUUUCUGUUACCCGGCUGAGAGAUUUGGCUAUAAUUCUUUUAGUCCAGUUAUGUUUAAAUUCUCAGAUUUCAUUGCAAAACAUUCGCUGAUUAAUUUGCCUUUGGUAGGAGAUUGGGAAGAGCAUUUCUUAGAUGUGACUCAAAGGACUCUCCCUAGGGGGGUGUUGGAUCAUUGUCCUUUGCUAGUGGAGGCAAGUGGUAUGUCGAGGGGGAAGAGCCCUUUUAGAUUUGAAAAUAUGUGGUUAAAGGUAGAGGGUUUUGUGGACAAGGUUUGUCAUUGGUGGAAUGGUUAUCAUUUCGUGGGACCUCCAAGUUACGUUCUAGCUUGUAAGUUGAAAGCCCUUAAAAGGGAUUUGAAGCAUUGGAACAAGCAUGUUUUUGGAGAUGUAGCUUUUAGAAAAAAGAGUCUAUUGACUGAGCUCUUAGACAUUGACAUGAGAGAAGAGAUGCAGGUGUUGACUCAAGAGGACAAGGCUACAAGGCAAGCCAAUCAGAUUAAGGGAGUGGAGGUGGAUGGAAUUCUCUUUGAGGAGGAGUCAGAUGAACCGGAAGCUUGGAGAGCUACUAUUGAUGGGUUAGAGUUCACUUGUCUAGACGAAACUGAGAGGUCUAUGUUGGAGAGAGAGUUUGAGAAGGAGGAGAUUAUUGAGGCUCUUAAGGAGGUGGAAGGCGAUAAGGCCCUUGGGCCAGAUGGGUUUACUAUGGCUUUCUAUCAGAAAUGUUGGAGUGUUUUAGAAGGGGAUGUAUUGGCUUUCUUCAAAUAUUUUCACAGCCAGUGUGUUUUUGAGAAAUCUCUUAAUGCCACAUUUCUAUGUUUGAUCCCCAAGAAGAGUAAUGCAGUAAAUAUCAAAGACUUUCAUCCUAUUAGUCUUGUGGGCAGCCUUUAUAAACUUUUGGCUAAGGUGUUGGCUCAUAGGCUACGAGGGGUUUUGGAUAAACUGAUAUCUGACUCUCAAAAUUCUUUUGUGGGAGGGAGACAGAUUCUUGAUUAA